Epinephelus lanceolatus (giant grouper) is the source of this 3149-nucleotide messenger RNA. RefSeq names its product ras-related protein Rab-27B-like. The record is from RefSeq and is a predicted model, not a curated record. Gene Ontology annotation, molecular function: GTPase activity; GTP binding. Lineage: Eukaryota; Metazoa; Chordata; Actinopteri; Perciformes; Serranidae.
GUGCUGGAAAGAGUUUGUUGUGUUGGAGUACAAAAAGUGUCGCUUAGUGUCAUCUAAAAGAUUUUCACUGUCAUGACUGAAUAUUUAUCUGAUGUUAACAACGUGGAAAAGUCUGUGAAAUUUCAGAGCAAAGCUUGUCCUUGAGUUAGAUUUGGUCCCACACACUAACAAACAGACCAGAAAUGUUUAAUUUUUCUGUAGGGAUCCUUUUCAUAAUGUCGUCAGAUGCUUACAACGGAAAUCUGAGCCUGUCAGUGGCAAAAAUAAGCACUAAUAUAACUAAAUACAGACUCAAGGUAAAUUACUUAAGUUUGAGAACAAAAAAUAAAUAACUGAGGAUUGACUUACUCACACUUUUUCUGCAUCUUUCAACCAUAUUUCAGCAGUGGUUGCAUGCAGGUGAACUUUGAAUUCUUGUUUGCUAUCUUUUAAGUCAAGAAUUAGUGUUUCUGUUUUUUUGUCCACCCCUGUAUGUCAGUGUUAAUGUGCUGUUAAGUUACCUUUUUGGGAAUAAGAAUACAUUAUUUUUAUAAACCUCACAAACUGCUUGAUGUUUCUGCAUCUUGAACAUAACGUGUGAAAUCUGCCUUUACCUGAAGCGACCUUAUUAUGUGACCAUUUGUAAACAAUGGCUCAAAUUUAAUUCCCAAAUCUUAAAGGGACCUAAAUUAAGACGUUAGCUUCAGGUUCAUUGUUUUCAUAUUGUUUUCACAUUGUUUAGAGAAGCGGGAUUACUCCGCUUAGCCUCCAGAAGUGGGGCCUCGUUCCUCGGUUGGACGAUUUCCACUAAAAUCCACAGAGGCACACAUUAUUUGUCAGCAUUCAGUUUUCAAAGAGCCCAUUUUCCCCCCCUCAUGAGAAAUACCAAAAAACACAAGGUCUGUGAGCACAGCCCUGCUUGGUUCUUGUUGGCCUGAAACUCCUCCCUGGAUCACAUGUAAGAAGGGGGAAAGGUUCAGGAUGUGUUAUCGCAUCAUGAUAGUGACUGUUUUAUUCAAACAGGACAAGUUGAGCGACAUCUGAAUGGGCGUUGGCAACUCCUGCAGAUAGACUGGUAAAGUUGAGCACUCAGCUGCACAAUGGCUGACUGGGACUAUGACUAUCUGAUCAAGCUGCUGGCACUCGGGGACUCGGGGGUGGGAAAGACCACCUUCCUCUACAGGUACACCGACAACAAGUUCAGCCGAAAGUUCACAACCACAGUGGGCAUCGACUUCAGGGAAAAGAGAGUGAUGUACACAGGGAAAGGUGCUGAUGGUUCGAGUGAGAAGAACUUCAAAGUCCACCUUCAGCUUUGGGACACAGCAGGACAAGAGAGGUUCCGCAGCCUCACCACAGCUUUUUUCAGAGACGCCAUGGGCUUCCUGCUGAUGUUCGACUUGACCAAUCAGCAAAGUUUCCUCAAUGUCAGGAACUGGAUGAGUCAGCUACAGGCCAACGCGUACUGCGAUAGUCCAGACAUCGUGCUGGUGGGCACCAAGGCGGACCUCUGGGAUGUGAGGGAUGUUCAUGCCAGACAGGCCAGAGAUCUGGCAGACAGAUAUGGCAUCCCCUACUUUGAGACAAGUGCAGUGACGGGUGCUGAGGUGGACAACGCCGUGACCACCCUGCUGGAACUGGUGAUGAAGAGGAUGGAGCAGAGCACUCAUUUAGGCCACAGCUCUGAAAUCAACGGAAGCCCCGUCACCAGCCAUGAGGUGGAGGAGGCUCCCGCCAGGAGGUGGUGUGCUUGCUGAUGCUACUGCCAGCUGCCACUCUUCUCACAUUGGCCCCAAGUAACACUGAGUUUCUAAGAUGCCGCACCAGAAGGAAAUGUUGGCACUGUACGUUUGUGCAAACCAUGAAUACAUUACAUUUGUAUGUUUCAUAUAUAUCAGUGUUUCUAAAGUGACGUAGUGUAUGAGCUGACUUUGCAUUCGGGAGGUGGAGGGGAUGAUGGAUUGCAUGCCACCUAGGCAAGAUGCCUGCCAAGCUGCAGACUACCAUUUGAGACCAACAAAUAGCAAGUCAUCGUUGUGUUUCUGGUGGCUUUUAAGCUACCAGACGUGGGUGGAUUUUAGCAUUUUUUCGCUGUGUCCUGCCGGGAUAGUGCCACAAAAAGCAGCUGUUUUCUACAGAGGGAUCGACGGCUUCUCCAGCCAUGAUUACAAGAUCUUUCCUGCCCAUAAACAAGUAGUUUUUGUGCCUAAACGUAUCCACAUUGUAACCACAGCUUUGUGAAAAUGCAAACAACCAUGAUGUUCUAACAUAUCCACUACAUAGUGAUAUACAAAUGUAUCUGUGGUUUGCAUAAUCGUACAAUGCCAUCAUUUUUUUCUGGUGAUUGGGUUGGUUUUCUGGAAUGCAUGCUGGAUGAGGCAGAAGAUCGUAAAAUCAACUAAAAAUAUGAUCCAUACUUGAGCGGGAAUGUGGCCUGAUAUUGUUUUUGCAGCGUGAAUUCCGCUCUUAACAUAUACUGCCUGUAAUGUUAUAUAUUCACAGCCUGUGCAUUGUGAGAAGUAAGAAGGAGGAGAUAGAGCACAAGAAGUUAAAAAUGUAUAUAGUAAGUGAAUAUAGGUACUGAUGUAAAAACUGGGAUGUUUUAAAGACACCAAGUGGUUGUGAUUUAGCAACAAAAAAAGGCUAAUUAUCAUCUUCAAUGGGUCAUAUCAGAGAAAAAUACUGUUUUUAUUUGACACAUUGAGGCAUUGAUGGAAGGAAUAUGCAGGCACAUAACGUAUAUUUAUCAUGGAGUAUAAUCAAAAAACAUUUAAGACAUGGUUACAUUUUUUAUAUGGAUGAUCGUUUUUGUUAGAACAACCAAGAUAGCAAAGUCACUUAACAUGAUUUAUGACUUUCAUACGACAUGUACAUAAGCAGCCAAGCUUUUCUAUGCGUUAUGGAACAGAGUUGCCAUGCAGAUCGAACACAAGUACAAGAAUGUUAAAGGGUUGUUGGAACGAAUCCUGUACAGUGCUGUGUUUGGAAUAAAGACAUUUUAUGUUUAGGUUAUGUAUAUGUCAUUGUUGUUUGAAUGUAAUGCACAGAAAGCUAUACUGUUGUUCUGACUUGAAACACAAUCCUCACGAACUCUGUUAGCAUCAUUAUUGUUAACUCACAUUCUACACAUUGACUUUGAUCAAAUUAAAGGGUAACUUUGGUAUCUUUUA